GUCAGAUGAAAGAAAAUAUCAGAAUUGUGUGAAAAGCAAUAAAAAUUCUCGAAAAAAGCAGAAUAACAAGUUCAAGUACAUAAAAAAGGAGUUGACGAAGAAGAAGUACAAGUUUGCUGUGACCAUGACUUCUUGGGCUGAAUCAUUUACUCACGCAGCGACAUGGCAAUUGAAGACUGAAUUGGCUUAUUGGAAGGCUAAAGCGAAGUCCCUUGAGUACGAGAACGAGGUAUUACACAACGUGAUACGUGAAAAUUCUAUGCAAUUUAAACAUAGUGCAGGUAAGAGGGCAAGUGAGAGCGAAGACGAGGAUGAACAUAACGUUGAGGAAACUUAUGAAGAUGCAUACGCUGAUGAACAAACAUAUCCUGAUGAACAAGAAGUCUACAAAACUGAAGAUAAUGAUGACCUAGAAGUGAGUGAGGAAUUUGUGAAUUUUUUGCGAGAAAACGCUAAAUAUAGAGAAGAUGCUAGACAAGAAAGAGAACGCUAUAAGGCUAAGGAAGCUAAGGAAAACAUUGUAGAAGAAAUAGAAGCUGGCCCUUCCAAGCCCAAAGACAAGACUGAAGAGCUGAAAGAGCUAUAUGGUGACAACUGGAUGAAGAUAGCAGCCAUAGAAAAUUAUGUACAGUCAAAUUUUAUAAAUGAGAGCGAUAUAUGCCAGCCGAUGUACUGGCCUAAUAUACCAUUUAAUUUCAACUUUAGCUGAAGGUAUGCCCCUGUUGUGAAGGUACUUCACAAAUGGUUUUGGAGGCUAAUAGCCGUUUUAUUAUUUGAGUUUUUCUAUCUGCUUAUGCGUGAUCAUUUGCGGUAUUCCAAUGCGGAUUCAUUUGGUUGCCGGAUUUAAUUUUAAAAUUAGAAUUGAUUAGAAAUUACAAUCUUAUUGUUCACUAGAGUUAGUUAUAAUGGUACUUAUUAAGGUCUCAGGUUGAAUUUGAAGUGAUGUGUACACGUUGAAAAUAGAACUCUUGCGUGGUUGAUUUGCAGUAAUAUAGGACAUAACAUUAUGUUGCAGUGCCAUUGACCCUCAGAUCUUUACAAUUUAAAGCCAUGAGUGGCACUGCACCAGCUAUGAGCACGUGUCAAGUGACAUAUCAGCUUCACAACUUGUUCAUCCCGGUACUGUUUUAUCACAAAAAACCAACAACUGGUUGAUGAUGUCAUGAUCUCAGUCAGUCAUGACCAUGGGAUCUGUAAGCGUCCUGAACGUUGGUUAGAAAAAAUAAAUGUACACAUUUGAAUCCAAAAAAAUUUACUUCCAAUAUAUUGUUACUUUUUUCUUGAAUUGGAUUUUCCAAGCACUAUGGAAAUGUCAUUUUAUUACCUAUAUAUUUUUGAGAAACUUAAUUUUCCGGGUUUGUUCAAACAACAUUCACUUGAAGAAUAUCGCACCAGUUCUUUUGCCAAAAAAAUGCAAACCUUUGCAAUAAUUAUUCCAUUGAAUAUCAUGAUUUUUUGACACUAUCUGUAGCUCAGUUGGUAAGAGUUGUGGCCCCAGUGUUGCAACAGAUGCUGGUUCAAGAGCUGUCAGAUUGAAGGAUUUUUUGUUGUUCAUUCUAUGUAAUAAAAAUGCAAAACUGUACUAUUAUUCCAGAAAAACCAUAGCUCUUGGCGUAGUAGCCUUUCAAUUUCAGAUAAAUAGUUCACUCUGUUAAACUAAAGAAUUUAAUUUAGUUUUUUACUAAUUUAUAUUUUUAUUCUACCCAUGUUGGCAGUCCCCCAUAAGGGAGAAGCGUAUGCCUCUAAAUUUAUUUUAUAAAAUUUAUAUUUAACUCUUUACCAUUUACAAUAAGACUUAAAACAUAAAGCUCAGAUUGCAAUAACUAAACUUACACUGUACCAUGUAUAACAUUAAAAUUGUAAUCUUUGAUUAAUGUUUAUGUAACAUGUUAUUAUUGGGAUCCAUGUGUAAAACAGUGUUCACAGUGAGUUAAGAGUGUUGUAAUAUGAUUAAUGUUAAGAUGGUUGUCAAGGGUGGCCUGGGCAACCCUACAUAAUUUGUAUCUAAUACCCAUUGACUUA
Hyposmocoma kahamanoa is the source of this 2022-nucleotide messenger RNA. Its product is annotated as gem-associated protein 8-like. Gene Ontology annotation, cellular component: SMN complex. The transcript has a single exon. NCBI's taxonomy places the organism in Eukaryota, Metazoa, Arthropoda, Insecta, Lepidoptera, Cosmopterigidae. Gene Ontology annotation, biological process: spliceosomal snRNP assembly. The record is from RefSeq and is a predicted model, not a curated record. The coding region runs from base 125 to 709 and encodes 194 amino acids.